Molecule: messenger RNA, 1425 nt
Organism: Chironomus riparius
Lineage: Eukaryota; Metazoa; Arthropoda; Insecta; Diptera; Chironomidae
Source: the annotation of a GenBank genome assembly
AUGGACAUUAAAACAUUUUUGAAGAUUUUAUUGAUUCCAUUCGUAUUUGGGAUGAAUAUUUCAUAUCCUGAACUUUCGAGAGAAAUUAAAAAUCUGGUGGAAGCAUUUAAAAUCAUUAGAAACGAUUUAAGACAAACUUUUAAUACUAAGGGAUGUGCUUUGUUAACAAUUGCAGAUCCAGAGUAUGAAGAAAAUCACGAAGGAAUCAAAUCGAAAUUAAUUAAGUCCGUUAUUAACUAUGAAACUUUAAGAUUAAGAGAUAUAAAGUUGCUUGCUCCAAAAACAAUUAAAUUUUCCAUAAUACUUGUGGAUAAUAUGAAAGUAUUCAGAGAAUCUAAAAAGUUUAUCAAUUCAGAAGUACUUCAGUACUCAGGUUAUCAUAUUGUUAUAAUGCUGGAUGUAAAUAUGACCGACGUUCAAGAAAUAUUCACCAAAUUUUGGUCCAAAAAUAUCUACAAUGUUGUGGUUUUGAUGAAUAUUUAUGAAGAAACUUUACUGCUGACUUUUGAACCUUUCAACAACUCAGAAAACUGCCGAAAAGUCUCCGUCAAAGUUGUCAAUAGUUUUCAAAAUGGAAAAUUUAUCAACAAAUUUGGUUCAUGGAAAAAAUUUCAAAAUUUGAACCAUUGUCCAAUAACUGUUACAACGUGUACAGACAGCAUUGCGGUUUUUAAAAAAACCUUACCUGAUGGAUCUUAUGUUAUAAAUGGAUAUGAAUAUGAAAUGAUUCAGUUUAUCGCUAUACUGCUUAAUUUCUCGUUAAAAAUCACUGACAAAGCUACCUCGAAAAAACUUCGCAAGAAUGUCGUUGAUGACAUUUUUGAUAUUUCCUUAGUCAUUCGAAGUGCAUACCAAGGUUCUUUGUAUAAAUUUCUACAAUCCGAUGGACGACACAAGGAACCACAAACAAUUGAUGAGCUUAUCGAUAAAAAGUACACGUUUGUUUUAGCAAAGUCUAAUACAGACAUCGUAAAGGAUUCCCAUCCAAAAAUGUAUAGUGCAUCUUAUAUAUUGAAAGAAAAUGACGAACCAGAUUUAUUAUUGAAUAGACUUCAACGAACAGCAUCUUUUGCUUCAAAGAAAGUUCCAAUGAAUUACAGCAUGACUCAAAAUAGUUUUCCUUACAAACUCUGCAAAGAGCAGUUCCUGACUUUAAAUAUUGUCAUGUUCUACAACAAGAAUUUUUUCUUAAAAUCAGCAAUUGACGAAGUUAUUCAACAAAUAUCAAUGCAUGGAUUUAUGGAUCAUUGGAUUAAAGAUUAUGACAAGACAGAUAAAUGGAAAUUCAUUGAUAGGGAGCCAUCGGUUAUGACUUUUGAUCAUCUUACAGGAUCGUUUUGCUUAUUAUUGAUAGGUUAUGUUUUGUCAGCUUUAGCAUUUGUAUUGGAAAUAUUAAACUUGAAGUGGAAACGUUUUGUGACAUAG